CACGAGAAAACCCAAAGUGAAGGAAGAGAAGGUGAAAAUAGUAUCACCAAGAUUCAAGGGGCAAUCGGAGCAGCCAAUAUCCUCAAAAGAUGGGGAAUCAAUUUGACCCCAUCACGAGGAGGAGGUCGAUCUGGUCUUGGUGGAGGUGGUGGUGCCGGUGGUGGAGGUGGAGGAAUCUCGGGUGGACCCAGUUCCCAGCCAUUUGGUGAUCUCGAGUUGACAACCAAUUUUGGUAAAUGCAUCUACAGUGUGGACCAUCGUCAUUACCAAGGAACCAAAUCUGCUCGUAAAGACUCGGCUGCUGGAAGCUGUGAAAGUGGACCUUCCAAAUUGUCAACUCCUUCUGCCUCUGUUUAUUCAAAUCUCAGUGCCAUUGGACAUUUUCGUUCUCCUUCCGAGGCUCAUCAUAAGGAAUCUUCAACGGGUCAUGAAGGAACAUCGAGUAGCCAUAAUAAUGAUACCAACAAUAAUAAAGACAUUAACACAUCUAGUAAUAAAUCAGGGUCCAGAGGCAAGGGCACUACAACUGCACAUAAAUUGUUGAAAAAAUUUGCCAAAAGUGCUUCAUCUACGGCUGUGAUUACCGGCCAACAUGAUACAGCUGCAUCACUUUUAAGGAAAAGUUCAUCAUCAACCCUUUCAACUACUCAUUCUUCCAUAAAAAACCUAACCAAAUCUGAAUCUCGCGGGUGUUUAAUUCAAGAAUCGGAAGAUGAACCUCAUGAGAGAAAAGAUGGCCUUGAUGAGAGUGUAAAUAACAAAGGAGGUGGUGGAGGAGGUGGAGGUGCAAGAGGUGAUAAUGUUGAUGUCCCAAGUAGUGGUGCAGUUGGAGAGGGUGAAAGGGUUACAACUUCCAGAAGGAACAGUGUUCUGUGUAUUGGUGAAGUUACUAAUGGUGAGGAAAGGUUGAACCGAGAAACAAGUCUCAGAAGUGGAAGUAAACGUUCCCAGAAGGUGCCUGAGCAUAUCAUCCCUUGGUCUGAAUUUGAACCCCUUGAACAUGACCAUAGUCUUUGUGAACGAGUCAAUAUCAAUGUUAGUGGGAUGAAGUUUGAAACAACUUUACGAACGCUCAAUAUGUUUCCCAAUACGUUACUGGGCAAUCCAGAGAGACGAGCAAGAUAUUUUGAUUCACAUCGAAAUGAAUAUUUUUUCGAUCGAUGUAGAAUUUGUUUCGAUGCUAUUCUCUAUUAUUAUCAAAGCGGAGGUCGUUUAAGAAGACCUGGAAACAUACCGUUGGACAUGUUUGUUGAGGAGAUAAAAUUUUUUGAACUCGGUGAGAUUGCUUUUGGUAAAUUGAAAGCGGACGAAGGUUUUGGCCAAGAAGAGGUUGAAAAACCACUGCCAGAGAAUCCAUUGCAACGUAAACUUUGGUUACUCUUUGAGCAUCCAGAAAGCUCCAUGUCAGCCCGUUAUGUGGCCAUUAUUUCCGUUCUGGUAAUCAUUUUUUCCAUUGUGAUAUUUUGUCUGGAAACCAUGCCUCAAUUCAAGCAUUACAAAAUUUUUACCAAAGGAAAUUCUACUAAGGUUGUGGAGGACGAAACCCCAUCCGCGACGGAACCCUUUUUUAUUAUAGAAACUGCCUGUAUAUUUUGGUUUACACUUGAACUUAGCGUCCGUUUUUUAGCUUGUCCUUCCAAAAUUGAUUUCCUUAGGGAUAUAAUGAACGCAAUCGAUUUUAUGGCAAUCGUUCCUUACUUUAUAACACUUGGAACCAUGUUUGCUGAGGACAAAGAACUGGACAAGCGAAAGUUUAGCAGUGAGAAGCAAAGCCAGGCCAUGUCACUGGCUAUUCUCCGGGUUAUCCGAUUGGUCCGUGUCUUCCGUAUAUUUAAACUUUCCCGACAUUCUAAAGGACUUCAAAUUCUUGGGAUGACAUUGAAAUCGUCGUUACGUGAAUUGGGUCUUCUCAUAUUUUUCUUGCUCAUCGGUAUAAUACUCUUCUCAUCGGCAGUUUAUUACGCUGAAUCGGGAUCUGAACGGUCCUACUUUAAAUCCAUUCCUGAUGCAUUUUGGUGGGCUUUAGUCACCAUGACCACCGUUGGCUAUGGUGACAUGGUUCCACUAUCUUUUUGGGGUAAAAUUGUGGGCUCUCUUUGUGCCAUUGCUGGUGUUUUAACCCUUGCACUUCCAGUACCCGUAAUUGUCUCCAAUUUUACAUAUUUCUAUAAUCGAGAGAUGGUUCAAGGUGAUUUAGAAUCGACUAAUGAAAAGUUUGUCAAGGGUUGUCCAUAUUAUUAUCUUGAAGGGCAUCAUGUUAAAUGGCGAACCACCCUUGAAUCAGCAACAAUCUCAUCCAAUUUAAGCUCAACUGAUAGUUAUCAAGAAGAUGAACAAAGGCGAGCAAGAGGAAGCAGCGGAAGCAACGGAGAGAGUUAUUAUGUUGGUCAAGUUGGAGCUGAGAGAAGGUUAAGUUUGAAAGCAAACGAUAAUGAUGGCAUUGAAGUGACUCGGCGACUCGUCACUAGCAUGGAAUACGCAACUCAGCGAAUGAUGAUACGAAGCACAUCCAAGUGUCACUGUGUUGAGGCAGAUGAUCCAAGACGAUCGUACAAGAAGAACAGAUCAAAUGAUGGUGAUGGCCGAGGAUUGGUUGGUGAUGAUGAUGAAGAUGAUGGUGAUGGCGAUGAUACGGAUGAAGAUGAUGCUGAAGAUGAACAAGAUGACGAUUCGAGUAAAGAGAAGGGUAAAUCGCGAAAACGAAAACACACAGUUCAAGAACAUCGAUUGUCAAAGCUUUACAAGGUUGUUGAUAAUUUACGCAAUUUGGAUGGAAGUACUGUUAGUCUAAUUUCAAAGGAUUAACCGGGAUAACUUGGUGUGACAUGAAGAGGAAAAGUGUCAUGAAAAGUAGUCAAAUAUAAAAAAGAAAAGGAUGAACAAAAUUCUGGAAAGUUGUCAUGAAAAAGAAGACAAAUCAGGAGAUGACAAAGAAUGUAUAUAAUAUGGCAUUUUUUAUGCUUUGUCAAGGAGAAAAGUUAACAAUCAAAGGUACAAAUAAAAAGGUUGAAGUUGGAUGAUAGACAUCAUUAUCAUCGUCAACAUUCAUAUAAUCAUCAUGUACAUUAACAACAAUUUGUUGUUUUUAUUUUUGGCUCGACUAGAUCUUUGAUUGGUUUUGUUUGUUUCUGGAAGAUGAUUUUUUGUUUUUACUGUUCUUCCAAAUAUUCCCAUUUUAAACAAGUUUCAUCUCAUCCAGAAUUGGAAGAGAAGGAAGAAAAAAGACGAGAAAGAAUUAUCAAGUCAAUCAUGGAUCAAAUACUUUACAUACACAUCAUGAUAACAACGAAAUUUGCUUUUGUUUACAUCAACAGUUGUACUUUCAUUUUGAUUAAUUGUCUUCACUCUGUUUCAUUUCAAGCAAAAACCAUGAUUCAACUAAAUAUAUAUUGAUCAUGGAGGAACCAUGAGGAGUUGAAAAUCGACCAGAAGCUUAACAAUUUUGCAUAACCCAAACUUAAAUUGGACAAAUUUGGAGCAUUGCCAACUCAACUGGCUGAGGAAGUCAUAUUUCGAGCUAAUUUUUCAAUCAAAUGUUGGUCUACUUUUCAUCUCGAUGGAAGCUUGAUCUGAAUGCGCACAAAUUAACCACAAUAAAAGCUUUUCUUAUUUGGAAACCAAUGAGUGUUGGUAUCCAUGAAGCAUUAAUGCAAUUCUUUGCGCACAAAUGAUCGCAAUGAAAUUUGGUCCAGAAAAUGACCUUUCAAAAUUGAUGAAAAAAACAAAUUGAAAGGAUGGUUUUUGUGUUAUUAUAACGAGGAUUAAUCAAUGAAAUUGGACAACUGAAGCUAUGAGAUGGACUUUAAAUUUUAAUUGUUGCACAACAUUACUGCUGUUGAUUGCUGUAAAUAUAAAUGAACAAAUAAUCCAUUGGAACAGUUGGUUGAUCAAUAGCGUCAAUAAAAUGAUUGGUGAACAAUAAUCAAUUGAAUAAUGAUAAAAACAAUAAUUAUAGUUACCUUGAUUUAAUGUAAUGAUGAUAACUUGAUACAUUGUGACCAAAAACGUAACUGUAAAAAAAGGCUUUUUUUACUACUGAUCAUUAUUUUUUGUCUCUCUUAGAUUAUUAAUUCCCUCUCUUUUUGAUGUUUUCAUUUCUUUUUAUAAAUAAUUUGUCGCCAAAUUUAUUUAAAUUCUGAAUACCGAAUCCUGAUUACAAAUUUGAGAUAAAAAAUAAACAAAUUAAAUCAAAUCUGUGAAGAAAUUGAGUUCAUUCCUUUACUAAAUAUCAACUUUUUUCCUCGGUCCGCCGGUUUUCCUUGAAUGAGGAUUGACCAUUCUUGGCCAAUUUUCAUUUCAAAUUACAUUGAUUUUUUUUAACAAAGAUUUGUUAUUAGUCAAACUUUAUUAAUAACAAUUAAAUGAACAUUAGAUCACUCAAAAGAUACAUUUCCCAAUAAAAAAGGUUUGUUUGCAAGUAUAGGAAGCAAAAUUUGGACUUGAAAAAUUUCACUGCGAAGUAAAUGUUUGGGUUAAUUAUAUCAAUUACAACAAAUUAGUUGAUUACAUUGGAGUCGUUGAAUCUUACUCAUUGGUAAAAAUUUGUUUUCGUUCAGUGAUAUACUAUAAAUGAAUAAUGUUGCACCAGAAUAGUUAAGGAGUAAAGGUAUAUCACUAAAAUAAGGCACAUUCCAUGCAUUGAAUUAUAUUAAUGAUGAUAGUUGAGUCAUGGUAAGGAUGAUGAGAGAAUGGUUAUGAUUAUAAUAAUGAUGAGACCAUUUAUUUGAUGAAAAUAUUGUUUGCAGGUAUCCCAAGUACAAUGUUGUUAGAGCGUGAUUAGAAAAAUCAAAAUUUGAGCUAAAUUUGAAUCAUUUAACUGGAAACAAAUUGAACUUAGUUCUGCUGAUCUGCACUUGAAUCAAAAUGAAAAACGACCGUUUGAAUAGAUUAAUAGUUAAUAAGCUCCGAUAGAGUAAUCCAGUAUGAUUUUUGUUGAAAAAAGUUAAAUUGAUUGUUACUUUAUAGAUUAUAUGACUGAAAAUAACCCGAGGUUGUUGCGUGGACCAAAAAUGGAAAGGGAUAGAAGAUAUGUAAAGAUGCAAUGCGAAGGAGAAAGAAGUAACGAAAAGAGGAU
This is a messenger RNA of Tetranychus urticae (two-spotted spider mite), 5074 nucleotides long. RefSeq names its product potassium voltage-gated channel subfamily A member 1. The record is from RefSeq and is a predicted model, not a curated record. NCBI's taxonomy places the organism in Eukaryota, Metazoa, Arthropoda, Arachnida, Trombidiformes, Tetranychidae. Gene Ontology annotation, biological process: potassium ion transmembrane transport; protein homooligomerization; action potential. Gene Ontology annotation, molecular function: delayed rectifier potassium channel activity. Gene Ontology annotation, cellular component: voltage-gated potassium channel complex; membrane.